GGUUGGAAGGGAAAUAGCGCCCGGCAGGGAAUUGGAAAAGCUGGCGGUAAGUUUGAAGUGAGCGCUGGAAAACCGUUACUUGUCCCCGGAGGAAAAUCACGUUUGAUAGUUCAUAAAUCGGUGGUGGUUAGUGAACGAAAGGGGAUUAUAAACUCUCUCCCCAUUAAUUUGUGAUAUGUUCUACAACGGAUACACAAUCAAGUGAAGAAGGACUUUUACCCUUAUAUAUGUCGUAGUGACGCAGCGUGGUUCAUUCACAAUGUCUGCAAACAUGAUCGUCAUGCAAAAGCAAGUGAAGAUCGAGGUUCAGAGCCCAGUGAAGCCCGAAAUUCUGAAGCCCUCGAACGCCGCCAACCUUCAGAACAUCACCAACAAGCUCAACCAGGUGUCGACGGGCAGGUCGGGCAUCACCAAACUAACCCACGCAAGCAAGACCGUGUUGGGAAGGGUGAACGUCAGACUGCAGUCCGUCGCCCCGAGAUCGACGCCCACCAAAUCGUCCUCGCCUUCGUCGCCACAAGCCACCAGGUCGCCCUUCAAGAUCCUCACGCCCAUCAGACCCUCCACGGCCCUCAGAGUGUCCUCGGCCGCCCCCGCCUCCCCCUCCCCCGCCACUCGAUCCCCAACGACCACUUCAUCCUCUUUGGUCAAAACACCCACUUCUGUGACCUCCACCACUUCCUCUUCCUCUUCUACUUCGUCGUCGCCGGGGAAAUGCAGAAGAAGAAUCAGUUACAGCGAAAGCGCCCCGCCUGCGUCCACGAAAAGAAACGCCAGAGAGAGAAAUAGAGUCAAACAGGUGUCCCAAGGAUUCGCCAUCCUGCGCCAGCACGUCCCCCAAGCAGCCCGCAAGAAGAAACUCAGCAAAGUGGAGACCCUUCGCUGCGCCGUGGAAUACAUCCGGGGUCUCCAGCUGCUCCUGGACGACCACCCUCUCCCGGCGCAGCCAGACACGGCCACCAGCUCCGCGGCGGCCGUCCACGCUCACCACCAGCAGCUGCAUCACCAGGUGUUCCUGCAGCCUCACCACCACCACCAUGCCUUAGAGCCGCAUAUCCUGAAGCUGCCGCUUGCGGAUGAGACCUUCCAGUCUCCCAGCAUGAUGAGGUACGACGGCGCAGGAGGCGCCUUCUUGCGGGCUUCCCCGUCCGAGUCCGAGGGCAGUUCCCCGCACAGCCACUCCUUCUUCUCCGACAAAUUCUCUCCGCCCACGUCGUCGCCGCUGCCCUUGGGCGUGGUUCCUGCAGUCGUCAAGACGGAGAGCGUGGAAGGGCGGUGCUACGGGCGUGAGGAGCAGGACCUCUUAGAAGCCCUGGCAUGGUGGCAGCACAACGUAUAGUGUUCCAUGGUGCGGGGGCGUUCCUACAAGGCGUUAAUCAGAUCGCAGAAUGGCUGCGAUUCGUGCGUGUUAGUCAGUUUCAAUUUUGUACAUAGAGGUUAUUUAUACAUCAGUAUGAGGGUAUGUUCGUUGUCGUAUGAAAGUGAGGUGGAAUUUGUACUCUAUGAUGCUGAAAGUUUAUUUCAAAAGCUUCCUGCCCCCUUUUUUGUUCAUUUUACAGGGAAAAAAGAACUGAUUUCAAAAGUUGCAGGUGAUCUCGAAUGUAUAGCUACAUAAGCAAGUAAGGCUGUGUUCCUGUGUACUUGUGUCUACAUAGAGACAUCGGGUGUGCGUGAAGGAUUGGGUCCGGAGAGCACGAGGAAUGUCACUGUAGGUUUCCAAAGACCCAAAAAUGCGAAUCUCUGAACUGAUACAAAUUUGCAUAAUUAAGAAAGGGCGUGGAACAUCGGAAGCCGGAGGGAGGUGGGGGGGGGGCGGGGCUAGUCAACGGUUUGGCUUCGUUGAUUCAUUGUUGAAAAAGUUGUUGCAAUUGCAUAACAACUGGAAUAGAAAGACUAUCAUUUCUUGCCCACUCUAAUCGUGUUUACAAAUGGGCGCAUACUGUGAACCGGAAUAUCUAUGGGUUCUCGUGAAUAUCCAUAUACCGCGCACAAUUGUAAAACUUACGUCCUGUAUCUGUAUGACUGCACGUGUACACUAAUGGAUGUAUGUAUGUGUGCAUGUUUGUAUGAAGGUGUGCGUUGGAUUAGCCAAGCAUAUUACUUGAUCCAGAACCGCCAACAGGACCUCCACGAAGGACACGACGCCAUCACCAGGGUUUUCUUCGUCUCGCGAGAACCCGACGGGGCUCUCCGGGUCGGGCGUGUCCUCAGGCAGCUAUCUAUUCUAGUCGACGUUGUUCAAGCGUAUAGUCGAUUGCGUAAAUGUCGUUUCACUCAGUUGAAGAACUAUAACCUUUUGAUGU
Messenger RNA from Penaeus chinensis, 2303 nucleotides. Its product is annotated as homeobox protein OTX1-like. The coding region runs from base 260 to 1339 and encodes 359 amino acids. The transcript is spliced from 3 exons. The record is from RefSeq and is a predicted model, not a curated record. NCBI's taxonomy places the organism in Eukaryota, Metazoa, Arthropoda, Malacostraca, Decapoda, Penaeidae. Gene Ontology annotation, molecular function: protein dimerization activity; DNA-binding transcription factor activity, RNA polymerase II-specific; RNA polymerase II transcription regulatory region sequence-specific DNA binding. Gene Ontology annotation, biological process: regulation of transcription by RNA polymerase II; developmental process.